CCCCCAUCACCCCCCCCCCAAAACUAGAGUAGCGGCCGUUCCCAGUAAGCAAACCCCCGUCAGCCCGUCAUCCCAGGCACGUUCCCAAAGCUUCUUCCCCCCCAUCCUAUCCCAUCCCCUGCCAAAUUCACCAAAAAAAAAGAAGGGGGGGAAUAGAUAGUAGCCCACACCCAGACGAGACCGAGCCAACCCCAGAAAAGCGAAAGCGCGCCCGCGCCUUUAUUAUUAUCAUCAUCAUCCCCCCCCAUCUCCAUCUCUAUCCCAACCCAAACCGACACUCACACCAAACACACACGAAUCAUCAACAGCUUCACGACCAUCCCUUUUCGCCCUCGCUGCUGCUUGCUGCUCCCGCUCGCAAAUCCCCAGGUCGCACCCAUCACCAAUGUUGGCCACCGCCAGCACAUCGCAGUUGCGAUCUCGAACCACCCACCGUCACUGCGCCGCCGCGUAGUAGACCGAAAUAUCUACCCCGACCACCACAAUCACACACACAAACCGCGCAACGAUGUGGCGUCGCGCAUACCUGCUGCUGGCGCUGGUGCGCCUAUACUUUGCGCUGUCGCCCAGCUAUCUGCAUCCCGAUGAGAACUUUCAGGGGCCCGAAGUCAUCGCUGGCCAGAUAUUCAGCUACCCCGUCAAACUGACCUGGGAAUUCACAUCCGAAAACCCGAUUCGAAGCGUCUUCCCCCUCUGGCCUGUCUAUGGCCUGCCUAUGCUGCUGCUGAAGUGGAUAUGGAUUGGUAAUGGACAGGGUGGGGAGGUGACGCCCGCGGUGGUCUUCUGGACGCUGCGCGUGCUCAUGUUCCUGCUGAGUUUCGUGCUGGAGGACUGGGCUAUCCAUGAGCUGGUUGGGAAGCCAAGGCAUAGGAGUUUAGUGAUACUACUGGUCGCAUCGUCGUAUGUGACGUGGACGUUCCAGGCGCAUACGUUCUCGAAUUCGUUGGAGACGAUUUUGGUGGCGUGGAGUCUGGUGCUGAUACAGAGGAUUGUGGAUGAUAAGCAGCGGACAUCUCCUUUCGCAUCUGCGUUGUUGGCUUUCUUGGUCGUCUUUGGAUUCUUCAAUCGGAUCACAUUUCCCGCAUUUCUGUUCAUCCCCGCGUUUCGUUUGAUACCCCAUUUCGCGCGGAAACCCCUCUCCCUCCUUUUCAUGGUCAUCUCCGGCCUCUGGACCCUCUUCUUCGCCAUCGCCAUCGACACCGAAUUCUACGCCCGCACCCACCCCGUCACCUGGUCCACCCUCUUCACCCACCCCAUCAUCACCCCCCUCAACAAUCUCCGCUACAACCUGGCCACCUCCAACCUCGCCCUGCACGGCCUACACCCGCGCUACACUCACCUCCUCUUCAACCUCCCGCAGCUCCUCGGCCCGGCAUUCCUGCUGCUCUUCUUCCGCCCCCACGCGUCGUUACGCUUAUACUCCGCCAUCUCAGGAAUCCUCGUCCUGUCGAUAUUGCAGCACCAGGAAGCGCGCUUCCUCAUCCCCACCAUCCCCCUAAUCCUCUCCUCCAUCCGCCUGCCAGCGAAGAAAUCCCACCUCAAGAUCUUCGCCGCCGCCUGGCUGGUAUUCAACAUCAUCUUCGGCGUGCUAAUGGGCUCCUACCACCAAGGCGGCGUAGUCCCAACACAAUUCCACCUCGCCAACAUGGAAGACGCCACACACGCUCUGUGGUGGAAAACUUACUCCCCCCCCGUCUGGCUACUAAACGGGAAAAACGAAGUCCUCACCACACACGACCUGAUGGGCAUGCCUGGUGCCAAGAUGAUCGAGGAGCUGCGCGCGCUGGCGACGUGUAGCUCCCCCUCAUCAUCUGCGAACUCUAAAUCGUCGGGGAAUAAUAAUAACAAUGCGACGGGGACGUACCUCGUUGCGCCGUUGUCGGCGAGUUACUUAUCAGAGUAUAUUGCUGAGAAUAAUGGGACGAAGGGGGCCCUGAGGUUCGAGGAGGUCUGGAGGUAUAGGAUGCAUCUUAACCUUGAUGAUUUGGAUUUCGGGGAUGAUGGGGUCUGGCCGACGCUCAAGAGGGUGGUGGGGAGGAGGGGCUUGGCGACGUGGAGGGUUAGUAGGGAUUGCUCUUCCUCCUCGGGGUGGAGGAGUUGAGCUGGGUGGUGGGUUGACCUUGGCGGUUGCUGUGCGAGCGAGCGUGCGCUGAUAUCUCAUCUCAUCUCAUCACCAUUUUUUCAGCGCGUUCGUAUUGUCACUGCGAGGUUCGAGCGCUCAUUUCGAGGAGAGGGGACUACAGCCAGGUGUAGAGAAACUGGUCGAGGGGGAGGGGGAGGCGCGUAUUGGAGUACAGCACAAUACGGGAUGUGAGACCAGACCAUAUAUAUUUGGGUACACCGCGUCAGAGCCGGGGGUUGGCCGGUGUCGUAGCACGCAUGGCUACGUUAAACAGCUGCUGCUGCACCGCGCAUUGCAUGCAUGUUAUGUAUGCGGGUGAGCGAGCGGUGACACGGAGAUAUAUAAUGGUUCCGUGAUAAUUAGAUUUUUUAAUACGAUGGGGGAU
Molecule: messenger RNA, 2507 nt
Organism: Pseudogymnoascus verrucosus
Lineage: Eukaryota; Fungi; Ascomycota; Leotiomycetes; Thelebolales; Thelebolaceae
Gene: SMP3
Product: alpha 1,2 mannosyltransferase
Exons: 4
Coding region: 509-2101 (530 amino acids)
Biological process (GO): GPI anchor biosynthetic process
Cellular component (GO): endoplasmic reticulum membrane
Molecular function (GO): alpha-1,2-mannosyltransferase activity
Source: RefSeq, a predicted model, not a curated record